AAGCGACCACAGAAGAAGAAAUCCUGUUGGGCUAGUUCCUGGUUUGCUAAAGUCCAGAGCCAGCCUGUCUGUUUAGCCUGUCAUACAUCUCCUAUUGAAGGUAAACUGUUAUUUUAUUCGAUAAAUAUGUUCAAGGGCUUCGGGACGUGGUUGGGGUUUGAGAACCCGACGUUCACUAAGACGUCGGAGGACACAGAGGAGCUGACAGUGGAGCAGGAAGAGAAGGUGGUGGAGGCACAAAAUGAGGUAAACAAACAACAACCAGCUGACCACGACGAAGAACCUGAGGAGAACCAGGAGAACUCCGAGGAGACCAAAGGACUUGGUGGUUACAUCUUCAGCUUUGCCUCCAGUGCCACAAAGAAGAUCUCUGAGUCCGUGGUAGAGACAGCGCAGACCAUCAAGAAGUCUGUGGAAGAAGGAAAGAUUGACGGCAUCAUAGACAAGACUUUUCUUGGAGACUUCCAAAAAGAGCAAGAGAAGUUUGUCCAAGAGAAGAAGUCAAAAAAAUCAGAAGCAGCAGUGCCUCCCUGGGUCGGAUACAACGAGGAGGAGACAAUCCAGCAACAGAUUCUGGCUCUAUCAGCAGACAAGAGGAACUUCUUGCGUGACCCUCCAGCUGGCGUUCAGUUCCACUUCGACAUGGAGCAGAUGUAUCCUCUGGCUUCAGUGAUGCUGGAAGAAGACCAGCUUCUCAACCGCAUGCGCUUCGACCUGGUUCCUAAACAUGUGAAGGAGGAUGUUUUCUGGAGGAAUUAUUUCUAUCGAGUCUCUCUGGUCAAACAGUCAGCUCAGCUCACGGCGCUCGCAGCUCAGCAGCAGAAGGACGGCGAGGACAAAGGUGCCAGUGUGUCGUCGGAUGACAUCGUCUUAAUAGACGUCAGACCAAAAACUCCUCCAGUUUCCAUCAGCAGCGUACAGAAGCCACUUCAAGAAGAGGAGGAGGAGAUGUCAACGAGUCCUGGAGUGUCUGAGUUUGUUAGCGACGCUUUCGAUUCGACAGCCAUUGACCAGGAGGACCUGAGGAAAGAGAUGGAGCAGCUGGUGCUAGAUAAGAAGGACAGUGUCUCAACUCCUGAUGAUGAGUCAGCAGACUGGGAGAAGGAGCUGCAGCAGGAGCUCCAGGAGUACGAGGUGGUGACCGAGUCAGACAACAAAGACGACCAAUGGGACCAAGAGAUCGAGAAGAUGCUCCAGGCCGAUGACAGCUAGAUGUCCACUGCAUCUGUCUGCUAUUUGAUGACCCGAUGUAGAAAGAAGAAAAAUCCAGGAUGAUUGUUCAGAUCCUCCGUCUGUUAAAACUGUGAUGAUGAUUUAGUAAACAUUCUCCUGUAUGUGAUGAAGGUGUAGAUCCAGUGAUAGCAGAAACUGCGCCCUCCUAAGGCAGUUGUAUCAGUUUGUUUCCCAUACUCUGUUUUCAAUGGGAAACAGCCACUAGAUGGCACUCAAAUGCAAGCAUCAUGCAUUUUAUAAUAGCUGGGGCUGUUUUGAAACACAACAAUUUAUCCGUCUCCACUGCUGCUUUCUGGUGGGUUGUACAGUAAAGUCUUAGUGUUGCUAUAGUAGAGUAAAGUCAAAUGUAAAGAAGAUACAUUUAUGUAAAUAAAGAGGACUCUAACACUAUU
Notolabrus celidotus (New Zealand spotty) is the source of this 1625-nucleotide messenger RNA. RefSeq names its product synapse associated protein 1 (gene syap1). The record is from RefSeq and is a predicted model, not a curated record. NCBI's taxonomy places the organism in Eukaryota, Metazoa, Chordata, Actinopteri, Labriformes, Labridae. The transcript has 9 exons. Bases 127 to 1212 code for a protein of 361 amino acids. Gene Ontology annotation, cellular component: synapse; cytoplasm.